Molecule: messenger RNA, 1548 nt
Organism: Diaporthe batatas
Lineage: Eukaryota; Fungi; Ascomycota; Sordariomycetes; Diaporthales; Diaporthaceae
Exons: 2
Coding region: 1-1548 (515 amino acids)
Source: RefSeq, a predicted model, not a curated record
AUGGAGAUACCGAUUGUGGCCCAUGCAACCAGCGCUGUGAUGCGCUGCCUGCGUCUGUUGGACUGUGGGCAUCAGUGCCCUUCUCUUUGCGGCGAAGCCUGCCCCGAUACCAAGUACUGUCAGACCUGUUGCACCGAAGAGGACAUCCUAAUGACCCCCCUGGUCAGCAAGUCCGCAAUGAUGGACUUCAGGGACGUCAACCUGGACGAGGACCCUUGUGUCUUCCCGCGCUGCGGCCACUUUCAGACCCGAUCCUUCAUGGAUGACCACUUUCGGAUCGGGGACUUUUACAACUUGGGUGAUGACGGACUGCCCUCCUCUAUCAAGGGCACACUGAAGCCAUUCUCUGUCCAGGAGAUCCCGUGCUGCACCUGUUGCCGCGGCUCGUUGCGCGAGAUCUGCCGCUACGGUCGCAUCAUUCGUGGCCCCAUUCUCGAUAGACUUCUGGAAGAAUUCCUUGCCUGGCGGAAUGGCAGGUUUUCUGAGCUCAUCCAUCGUUUGGAGCUGUGUGUGCCAGCCCUCGACUGGUACAUGGCAUACCGCGGCCUGCCGAGCACCAUCUUGCUCCACCAGAUCGCCAUCCCGGUCCGUCUCAAUGGCAACAUGCUCCAUCAGCUGCAUGUUUUGAAUGACCUCAUUGGACAGGGAAGAUACGCGGACAUGGUUAUGCUGUUCCUACACAUCCAGGACUUUUCAUAUGGAGAACUGAGAUACAGGGAAGGCAUUUUCCAGAGGGUGGCCGACUCCACAAGGCGCGAGAAUGGAAGUGGCAACCCCGGUACUCGGCGUUUCACCGAUCUCACUCGCCAGCACGAGCCUCUCUUCCAACUUGCCGGUAACAUUUACGCAAUGGAUCUCCUCCUCCGAUGCAACAUCGUGGUUCUCGAUGACUUCCUCAGACUAUGGCGCAGAAACCCUGCCGCCAGCACGAGCGCUGUCUCUCGUCCCCCAAUUCUCUUGGACUUGGCGUCAAACUUUCGAGGAUCCCAGCUUUUUAUCAAGGAAGCACGAGCCGCCAAGCUACACAUGGUCACCGCACAUGGUCAUGUCUAUUUCGCCUGGUACUGCGCCUUCGCACUGGCCCUGGGAGAAGACGCAUCUACGCAGGGCCGGCGAUCUGGUCAGGCCGUGGUCGGAGGCUCUGGAAUCCCCGUCACACAGGACGAGUUAAGACGCUGUGCCGAGGAACACCUCGCCGAGGCUGCUGCACUGUACCAUAAAUCCUUGCAAGCCUCCAAAUGCCUGAAGGACGCCAUUGAAGGCACCAGAGAUUUCCUCCGGUCCGGCAACCAAGGGAGUCUGAGGGUGGAGGGGACCCUCUGGUACACAAAUGUCACGGGGAUGUCCAACCGUACUGGUCCGUGGUACGUCUGUGGCAAUGGGCACGCGUUCAUGGACGUGAGGCGGCCGUCCAUGUUUCUGGGCCAGCUGCGCUGUAAAGACUGUGGGGUGAUUGUUGAGGGCCGCCAACACGCUUCCGAAGAGGAAGCACCGCCUCAGACGGCUGCGGCUGGACCUUCUCAAGAGGCGAUUCUGAUCGACAUCUGA